This is a messenger RNA of Triticum dicoccoides, 1092 nucleotides long. RefSeq lists its product as uncharacterized. The transcript is spliced from 5 exons. Lineage: Eukaryota; Viridiplantae; Streptophyta; Magnoliopsida; Poales; Poaceae. The coding region runs from base 1 to 1092 and encodes 363 amino acids. The record is from RefSeq and is a predicted model, not a curated record.
AUGUCAAGCGAUGGCGGACCUACCUUCUCUGUCAAGCUGUUCAUCGACAAGGAGAAGAAGAAGGUGCUGUUUGCAGAAUCCGACAAGGACUUCGUCGACGUGCUCUUCAGCUUCCUCACCCUGCCUCUCGGCACCAUCGUUCGUCUCUUCGACAAGAAGUCUCAGGUCGGAUGCCUCGACGAGCUGUACAAGAGUGUGGAGAGUCUCGGUGAAGAUCACUUCCAAACCAAGGCGUGCAAGGCCAUGCUUCUUGCGCCGCUCAAUGCAGCUGCAGUCCAUUGCAAUCGGCUUAAAGUGAAAGUUGUCGACAAAAAUCCUAUGUAUCGCUGCAAAAAUGCCAGUUGCCGUGUUACAGCAUUUAGCUCCGUCCCUCAUGCUAUUUGCUAUUGUAAAAACGAUGCAGUUUUUGUCAUUGGUGUCGCCAAGUUCAUCAUAACGGAUGAUCUCCAAGUUGCUCCUGCUUCCACAAGGGUCAUGUUUUCGUUGAUUGAAAAAUAUGGGAUACCAGAAAAGGAGAAUAUCCAGGAGAAGGUGAUCCAACUCAAUUCUGCCAAGAUGAUCGGUCUGCUUAGGAGAGCGCUGCUGACAAAACAAGUCUUAACUGGACUUUAUUUUGACGUUGCUAUCCUGGCAAAUCCUGCAGACAUGUGUAUGCUUUCCGAAAGUAUGUUCGCAAAACAGGCGCUUGAGACUGAACCCAAGUUCAAAGCCAUCAAGGUAAGGCUUGUUCAUGCAAAGGAUGAUUCGGUGCUAUAUGCUGAAGUUGGCAGCAAUGUGAUGCAAGUACAAGAAUUAGCUCUUCGAUGGCUUGUGAUUGGAUCCACUAGCUGUUUUGAGUUGAAUCCCAAAUCCGUUAAUGAUAGAGCCUAUAUCAAGGAUGGCCCCAUGAACUUCAUGGUGACCGACGACCUCCAGAUCCGCCCAUUUUGCUUGAUCAACACCCUCGAGUUCCUGCGCGCAUGCAAGGUUCCCAAGGACAAGCUAGUGGAGAAAGAACUCACGCUCAACAAAACCCAGGUUCUGAAGCUUGUGGGAGCUGCAUUUGGGACGAGCAAAGCACUCAGCAGCGUGCUCAUGCCUUCGAAGAAGUAG